Molecule: messenger RNA, 465 nt
Organism: Annulohypoxylon truncatum
Lineage: Eukaryota; Fungi; Ascomycota; Sordariomycetes; Xylariales; Hypoxylaceae
Exons: 2
Coding region: 93-368 (91 amino acids)
Source: RefSeq, a predicted model, not a curated record
GCCAUAUUAACACUCUGUCCAUCUCGUUUGUCAUAUUUAAAGAAUAGAUGAUGACAUGAGACUUGAUAGAUAAGUUUAUCGAGCUUACCUCAAUGGAAAAAUCAGUGACAACAGCGCAGCCCGGUCCGGGUCCCCCGUGCUUAGCAGCUGUGUACGCAUGCCCGGCACGUGUGGAGCUUGCAGUAUCGACACUCGAAAAUCCACCAGUGCGGACCCGAAUGACACAUAUGGCAGGUCCAUUGGAUGAGAGUGCUGUCCGACUUCAGCAUCUUGAAAGAGUGUGCGCAGUUGUUUCCCACUGCCAUGUUUGCGAGAUAUGGUCAAGGAUGUGUGCCUUAGCUGAAUUUCCGAAUGCCGGGGUAAUAUGACGGGUCAGCCAUACGAUUCAGUUUUCAUACGGUCUACAAGUGCGGUAUUAGUGUUGUGGAACACUUACAGAGAGAUGAGCAAGGAAGUGGUGUGGAC